Molecule: messenger RNA, 3091 nt
Organism: Paramuricea clavata
Lineage: Eukaryota; Metazoa; Cnidaria; Anthozoa; Malacalcyonacea; Plexauridae
Source: the annotation of a GenBank genome assembly
AUGGCGGAUGGUUCUUCAAAUUUUGAAAAAACAAAUUCUCGAGCUUUUUACUCUAAUUCCAAUGAAACCAACUCAAAAUCUAAAGCAAUUUCAAAGUCAAAUAAGAAAGUCGUCAUUCCCAAGCAAGUAGAAAAAAUUUUGGAGUCAGCACAGACAUUUUUAUCAAGAAAUGACUAUGGCAAAGCCUUGUCCCAUUUUGCUUACAUUGUCCAUACCGCUCCAUUGCUAGGCGACCAAGUCCAUGACGAUUUUCUAUUCGCUCUGAAAAACUGGAGCAGUAUCCUAGCAGAAAAUGGCAAAUUGAAAGACUUGGUAAAAUGCUUAGAAGAAGCUUGCAAACUUUUCCCGAAGUCGGCCCAAAUUGCAAACAAUGUUGGCUCCACCCUGUUCCGGUUAAACCUGUUUGACGAGGCUGCUGUCCACUUCCGUCAGGCACUAAAGCUCGAUCCACAGCUCAGCAGUGCCGAGGAGAACUUAGACUCUAUUGCAAACGUGCUUGUCGAACGAUGGCACUUUCGGAUGCUUAAUGACAAGGAACGAAAUCAAGCCUAUAGGAAUGCUAUAGAUCGUGCUGUGAAAAAGGGGUGUGGUCAAGUCUUAGAUAUCGGUAGUGGAACAUGUAUUUUAAGCAUGUUUGCUAUCCAGUCAGGUGCUAAAGAAGUGUAUGCUUGCGAGAUGUCCAAGACAAUGUAUGAUCUUUCAUUGGAUAUCCUAUCAGCCAAUCAGAUGAAAGAUUCUGUCCAUGUGAUUAACAAGAAGUCACAUGAUUUGACGAUACUUGGUGACCUGCCUGGGCAAGUCUCACUGAUUAUUACCGAGACCUUAGAUUGCGGUUUACUAGGGGAGGGAAUCAUAAGUACAUUAACCCAUGCAAAACAUGAGCUUUUAGCAGCCAAUCAGAAAGCUCAAAUUAUUCCCGAGGGAGCUAUUGUAUAUGGGCAGCUAAUCCAAUGUGAGAAGAUCAGAAAUUAUUCCCAAGUAAAGCAGGCUGUUUUUAGCCAUGAUGUAAGUAGUGUCCAUAUCCGAGGUGCUGAAAUUUCUGAGAAAGGUGAAGAGCCUUACACAACUGAAGAGAUGAGCUGUAUUGACCAUGUGACUCUAUCGAAUCCUUUCCACAUAACAACUUAUGAUUUCCAAACACCUGAGAACUACAUGGAAGAAUCUAUGAACGACCUUAAUAUUUCAAUUGUUAGAUCAGGCUGUUUAGAUGCUAUUAUGGUGUGGUUUGAACUAAGGUUGGAUGCUCAGGAAACUUUGUCGAGUGCUCCAGGUCACAGUGUAUGCUGGGAACAGGCUGUCUAUCCAUGCCGACUCUCAGAAGGCGAACAAACUGUUGAGGCCAGUGAUGAAGUCAUAUUGAAUGUCCGACUGACAAGCAGUGCAAUAUGUCUGGAUGUUCUGGACAUUACUAAAAGUCAGUCUAUUCAGCCAUCUCCUAAGGUUGAUGGUAUUUUGUCUUCUCAAGAACUAAGCAAGUUGAAUGAUGUUGAAAGCGGUCACGCUGUUCCAGCAAGCUCUAAGCAUAAUACUAGUACAAAUUUGCCAUAUCAAGAGCUAAACAAGUUGAAUGAUGUUGAAUUAAGUGAGAGUAUCACGUUGCCUUAUCAAGAUAUAAGCAAGUUAAAUGAUGUUGAUUUAACCGAAAGUUGCAAUGAGGCACUCUCGGAUGCAUUUGAGAAGCUGAAAUUAUCUUCUAACGAUUCAACCCUGGGAUGCAUUGUGCUAUGCAGUUCACCGACUUUCAAUCCAAUGUUUGCAUUAUGGUCAGGACUUUCACCUGUUGUUUGCAUCACCAAUGACACAAAUUUUAUGCAGUGUUUGAAAACACUAGCUGGUGAGAGGGAAUGCUCAGGAAGCCUUUGUUUCAUGGACAAGCCCCUCGAAGUGCUAGCUGGAACCGAAGGCUGGGGCGUCCUGAUAAUCGACCCUAUCGAACCAGGCGGGCAGCUGAGGCAAGGAGUGGUCGAAGAUAUUGUGCUUGCCAAAGGAUGUGUGCUCCCUAAGGAUGUUGGGAUAGUCUUGCCGAGAAAGAUUGAAGUCUGUGGAAUGUUGAUCAGCUCUAGAUCAUUAUGUCAGAAAAGUCAUGUGACUAGUGAUGGUGUCACAUUAGGCCUUGACAUUGCAGGUCAUUGUCUUUAUUGUUAGUAGCAGUAGUAGUAGUAUCAUUAGACUUGCUCCAAGUCUCUCUUGCAUUGUCAUAUCGAUCCACUAUAGUGUACAUUACAUGACGUAGCACGGAGAGGCGGAGCGAGAAAGAGAGACUUGUCAACUUCAGAAAAUCUCGGUUGAAAACUGAACCGAAAAUGCAAGACUUGCUUUAAUUCUUUUCCUUCAAUUUCUUUCUUUAUCAUUUACUAUAAUGGAACUCAUGUUAUUUACACUUUACUAGAUCAAUACAUAUAAACACUGACAGAAAAUAAUUAAAGCAAGUCUUGCAUUUUCAGUUCAGUUUUGAACCGAGAUUUUCCGAAGUUGACAAGUCUCUCUUUCUCGCUCUGCCCCUCCGUACUACGUCAUGUAAUGUACACUAUAGUGGACCGAUACUAUAUGACAAUGAAAGAGAGACUUGGAGCAAGUCUAUAGUAUCAUUGGCCCAAUUUAUACUAAAGACAGUUGACCACCAUCCAGUCACAAUCUGGUGAUCCAAAAAAUUGGAAAAUACCACUGUUCUCCAUGCCAUCCAGUCACUUGUUGUGUUGAUAUAUUUAUGCCAUGAUACAAAAUGCUAAUUUUGUUAUUUUUGCAGGUUUUAUCAACACUUUUCGAGUCAAAAACCAAAUUGAUUUUGAUGUCAAAAGUAACCCCUUUGUCUCACUGACCGAUCCAGCACUACUUCUAACAUUGGAUUUUAUGAAACCUCAUGAUGACGAUUCCUUACUUUCCCUCUUGAAUGUGACAUGUGAUGCGCACAUGACAGCAUCGAAACAAGGAAAGGCUGAUGGUCUGAUGUAUUGGUUCAACCUUGGCUAUACAGAAGGAAAAACGGUGAGCACAGGCCCGGAAUCUGGCUGUCAUUUUAAUCAAGUUGUUAUAAUGUUUAAAGAGAAGGUUGAUGUAAUCUCUGGGCAGAAGUUGGUUGUAAGGACAUCUU